Gossypium raimondii (Peruvian cotton) is the source of this 1217-nucleotide messenger RNA. Its product is annotated as glucan endo-1,3-beta-glucosidase 13. NCBI's taxonomy places the organism in Eukaryota, Viridiplantae, Streptophyta, Magnoliopsida, Malvales, Malvaceae. The transcript is spliced from 5 exons. Bases 353 to 883 code for a protein of 176 amino acids. The record is from RefSeq and is a predicted model, not a curated record.
AACUAGUGUACUUGGGUGGCUUAACAGUUAGCACUGAUGCAUUUCUUGAUACAUACAUCAAUCACUCUUUUUUCUCCUUGAAUAAAGAGAAAAAGAGGAUAAUUUCCUUUCAAGAAACUCCUGAUUCCUCUCAACUUCCCUUCUUUCUUCCCAUCUGCUGCAUUUAUAACACAUUUCAUCACUCUUGUUAAUGUAAUUAAGUGGGGUAGGAAGAGUUGAUGUCUCUUAAGACACAUUACGAGUGUUAAGGACGUGAGCCUUUUUUGUCACACUCAGUCAUUAGUGGUGUAGUGUGGUGGAGUGAAAGAGGUUUUAGAAGAGGAGGUUAGCUAAAGAAGAAAGCACCUACACCAUGACAAAGGUAGCUUUGGUUUUCAAGUGCUCCCUCUUAUUAAUGACCUGCUGUUUUCUAGUGCCAACCAUGGAAACAUCAGUGCAAGACAAGGCAGAUGCAGCGAUUCCAGUGACAACCCUUUCACCUCCAGAAGGAAACACAACUUUCCUUGAUGGUACCACAUGGUGUGUGGCACUGGCAGGUGUCUCCCAGAUUGACUUGCAGAAUGCAUUAGACUGGGCAUGUGGACUGGGAAUGUCUGAUUGUGGUGCAAUCCAGGAGGGAGGAAAAUGUUAUGAGCCUGACACACUCCUUUCUCAUGCUUCUUAUGCCUUCAAUAAUUACUACCAACAGAAUGGCAACUCCGAUAUCGCUUGCAAUUUCGGAGGAACCGCCACUUUAACAAAAAAUAACCCCAGCUAUGGAAAGUGUCUGUAUGCAGCACCAGGGUCUGAUAGGUCAGCAACACCUCCUUUGUCCAAGUAUAAAUCAAGCUUUUUAUGGUGGGAAAUUGUGGGGAUUUUACUGCUUUUGUACAAGGGAAGCUGAUGCAAGCAGUUGCCUGGGGCAGUGUUCUUAGCAGUUUAGCUGACAAUGGCAUGAAAUGAAAUGAUGAGGAAUCUCAAUUAUGUCCAUUCACCUUCAACUGCUAAAAGUAAAACCAUUGCUUGGCUUUUCUUCAGGCUUGAGGAAGACCUUUGACUCCAAAAUCUAACCAUUUCACUAUCGCGGAUACCAACAGUUGUGGGAAUCCAGAAAACUUUGAUCCAACCAUUUUUAUACGUCUUGAGGUUAUAUAUUUUGUUCAAACCAAAUCAAAAAUUUAUCGGACUCAUUUUGAGAAGUUCAAAUCGACGAUUGGGAAAGCCAAUGUAUGUGGUAG